Colletotrichum karsti is the source of this 765-nucleotide messenger RNA. RefSeq lists its product as uncharacterized. The transcript has a single exon. Bases 1 to 765 code for a protein of 254 amino acids. The record is from RefSeq and is a predicted model, not a curated record. NCBI's taxonomy places the organism in Eukaryota, Fungi, Ascomycota, Sordariomycetes, Glomerellales, Glomerellaceae.
AUGGACUCCUGGAAAGGUCACAACUACUACACCCGGAACGCCACCAAACAGCUCGAGUUGAUGAACCUUAGCACCGUAGAAUGGGGCAUAGCAUGGCUUCCUCCCAACCUCGUCGCGAUACCAUACGCCAAGAACGACUCAAUAGUAGCACAAUAUCCCGAAAACACUACCUUCAUCGAGAACGUCGGAAAGGCGACCACCGGAGACAGGGCUACCGAGAAGAUCGUCUUCGGAGUGACUUCCGGAAUCGUGCUCUUCUUCGUCAUCCUCUGGCUGCUCUCCGGCGAGUUUAAGUUGCGCGACCAACCAAAACGAAUCAGGGUCUCAAGCGUUCUCAGCGAAUCCGACGACGGCGUGCAGUUCAUGAGCUUCGCAAACUUUGAGAAAAAGUUGCAGAAAUACUACAGCCCGAUCCGGACCGAAGUCGAGCUACAAGAUAAUGUGAACGUGAGGAGGCCGACACAUGGCCUCAGGGCCGAAGACGUCGAGGCUGUCACGAAUCUUCUGAAGCAGAUGUUCCAUCUUGACCGGGGUAUAUGGAGUCGUCAACAUAUUCACUCUGGAGAAAACCACGAGAUCUUAAACAGGAAUGCGCGGCUGAGGAGCAACGCCAUUUGGGACGAGGUGAAAAGGACGGUGUGUGGGUGGCAGGAAGACCUCGAUAAUGAGACUACACAGUUGGGUAAUGCUGAAGCAAAGCACAUGGAACACAUUUUCGAGCUAUUCAGGAGGGAUCAAAAUGGCGGAUCAAGGUAUCGUGUAUAA